This is a messenger RNA of Vitis riparia (riverbank grape), 1245 nucleotides long. RefSeq names its product cinnamoyl-CoA reductase 1-like. The record is from RefSeq and is a predicted model, not a curated record. Bases 42 to 1010 code for a protein of 322 amino acids. Gene Ontology annotation, molecular function: oxidoreductase activity, acting on the CH-OH group of donors, NAD or NADP as acceptor. NCBI's taxonomy places the organism in Eukaryota, Viridiplantae, Streptophyta, Magnoliopsida, Vitales, Vitaceae. The transcript is spliced from 6 exons.
GAAGACGGCAGUGAGAAUAGAAGAAGGAGAAGAAGAAGAAGAUGAGCAGUGGAGUGGUGUGUGUGACAGGGGCAUCAGGAUACAUAGCUUCAUGGCUUGUGAAGCUUCUUCUCCAACGUGGUUACACUGUCAAAGCCUCUGUUCGUGAUCCAAAUGAUCCAAAGAAGACAGAACAUUUACUUUCCCUUGAUGGAGCAAAAGAGAGACUUCACUUGUUCAAAGCAAACUUACUGGAAGAAGGUUCCUUUGAUUCUAUAGUGGAAGGGUGUGUUGGUGUUUUUCAUACAGCCUCACCCUUUUUUCAUGCAGUCACAGAUCCACAGGCAGAAUUAAUUGAUCCAGCUGUGAAGGGAACACUUAAUGUCCUUGGUUCAUGUGCGAAAGCCUCAUCUGUGAAGAGAGUGGUUGUAACAUCUUCUAUAGCUGCAGUUGCAUACAAUAGAAACCCCAGAACUCCUGAUGUUGUGGUUGAUGAGACUUGGUUUACAGAUCCAGACUUUUGUAAGGGGCUACAGCUUUGGUAUGUGGUCUCAAAGACUUUGGCUGAGGACGCUGCAUGGAAAUUUGCAAAAGAGAAGGGUAUUGACAUGGUCACUAUAAACCCAGCAAUGGUGAUUGGUCCUCUUUUACAGCCAACACUUAAUACAAGUGCUGCUGCAAUUUUGAAUCUCAUAAAUGGAGGACAAACAUUUCCCAAUGCAUCCUUUGGAUGGGUUAAUGUUAAAGAUGUAGCUGAGGCACAUAUUCGAGCAUUUGAGGUUCCUUCAGCUAGUGGAAGAUAUUGUUUGGUUGAGAGAGUUGUCCACUACUCAGAGCUUGUGAAGAUUUUGAAAGAGCUUUUUCCUGAUUUUCAACUCCCUGAGAAGUGUGCAGAUGACAAACCUUUUGUGCCGACCUUCCAGGUGUCCAAAGAAAAGGCAAAAAGCUUGGGCAUUGAGUUCAUUCCCUUGGAGGUGAGCCUCAAGGAAACUGUGGAAAGCUUGAAGGAGAAGGAGUUUUUCAGUCCCUGAGUCUUGAUGGUUAGUCUUUUAAAUAAAUAAUGGUGGUGACCUAUAUCAUCCUCAUUGGUGUCCCUCAGUUUUGGAUGCAUCAUCCUAUUGAAAUAUUCUAGUAUGCCGGAACCAUUUCCGGAAAAUGGGAACUCAUUUCCAUGGUAUUGUUACAGUGACUAAUUUUUCUGCUUUCUGGUCUAAUUUUUCCUGUACUUGGCAUUUUAUAUUGCUUCAUCUAUGAUGAAUAAUGAAU